ACUUUUCCUGGAAAAAUAAAAUAUUAGAACUGUUACAUUUUUAUCAAUUAUUUUGGAUCAGAUCAUGAAAUAAUUAAUUAUUUAUAUACUUCAUAGAAUAACAAUAUUUUUUUAAAUAUCUUUAUUCUAUUCGUAACUAUAUAUAGUACAAUUUAAUACGUAUCUAAUUAAUGUAAUAUAUAAGGUUAAGUUUAUUUGUGUGUGUGCAUUAUAAUUUCAUUAAAAUGUUUUAUUGUAAAAUAAGAUUUUCAUCCAAUAAUUUAAAGAUAUGUACAUGUAUGCAAAAACGCCUCAAAAGUAAUAUUUCUACAACCGACAUUACUGAGACAAAAAAUAUAAAUUUAGAAGCUAAACGAAAAGAAAUUAUGUCACGUGGUCUACCUAAGAAAAAACCUAUCAAAGGUGUAAAGCAAAUUCUAAUUGUUUCAUCUGGCAAAGGUGGUGUUGGUAAAUCAACAACUUCCGUAAACUUGGCAACAGCAUUAAAAGUUAUAGACCCUAAAAAAUCAAUUGGCUUAUUGGAUGCAGAUGUUUUUGGACCUUCUAUACCAUUAAUGAUGAAUUUAAAACAGUCACCUUUGUUAAAUAAAAAUAAUCUUAUGGAACCAUUAAUUAAUUAUGGUAUAAAAUGUAUGUCCAUGGGAUUUUUGAUCGAUGAAAAAUCUCCAGUUGUUUGGAGAGGUCUUAUGGUAAUGAAUGCCCUAGAUAAAUUAUUGCGCCAAGUCGCAUGGGCUCCUUUAGAUUGUCUCAUUAUAGACACACCACCUGGAACUGGAGAUACACAUUUAUCAUUAAUUCAAAAUAUUUUUAUCACUGGUGCAUUAUUAGUUACUACACCACAAAGAGCAGCUUUAGAUGUAACAAGGCGAGGUGCUAAAAUGUUUGAAAAAUUAAAUGUACCCAUUUCUGGUAUUGUUGAAAAUAUGAGCUCUAUUUCUUGCCCGAAAUGUAUGACCAAAAUAUCUAUUUUUGGUGACAAUACAGAAGCAUUAGCGCAUGAGCUUGGUGUAAAAAUAUUCCAAAAAAUUCCUUUACAUGAAGAUAUUAUGAAUAGUUGUGAUAUUGGAAAACCAAUAGUAUUAUCUGCUCCGAACAGUGUUCAAGCAGAAUCUUAUAAAAAUUUGGCAGAACAUCUUACGAAAUUUUUAAAAGAACAACCACUUAUUGAAGAAAAAUAAUAGCAUCUAAAAUGGAUAAAGUUGGUACCAGUAUACAUUCUAGUGUGGAUGCUGAAGUAUUUGAUGUUCCUAUGAGCGUAAUUAUUAGACCAUUUCCUCCAGAUGUUAAU
This is a messenger RNA of Vespa mandarinia (Asian giant hornet), 1288 nucleotides long. RefSeq names its product iron-sulfur cluster transfer protein NUBPL. Gene Ontology annotation, molecular function: 4 iron, 4 sulfur cluster binding; ATP-dependent FeS chaperone activity; ATP binding. Gene Ontology annotation, biological process: iron-sulfur cluster assembly; mitochondrial respiratory chain complex I assembly. Lineage: Eukaryota; Metazoa; Arthropoda; Insecta; Hymenoptera; Vespidae. The record is from RefSeq and is a predicted model, not a curated record. Gene Ontology annotation, cellular component: mitochondrion.